This is a messenger RNA of Rotaria sp. Silwood1, 1071 nucleotides long. NCBI's taxonomy places the organism in Eukaryota, Metazoa, Rotifera, Eurotatoria, Philodinida, Philodinidae. The record is from the annotation of a GenBank genome assembly.
AUGUCUGAACGGAAUUAUUUCUAUGGUAAACCUCUGGAACCUUUUAAUUGUUCAACAAAGGGUAUGCGAAGUCCGACAAUUCCCAAAUCAGUUCAUGAACUACGACCGGGUGAUAUUCAAUGUGUUGCAGCCAUGGGCGACAGCUUGACAGCAGGCUUGGGUGCUAAAGCUAAAACUCCAAUCGGUCUUGUGACAGAGUAUCGAGGUGUUGCUUGGUCUGUAGGUGGUGAUGAUACCUUUGAGAAAACAGUGACAUUACCCAAUAUUCUUCGUCUUUAUAAUCCACAAUUGAAAGGUUUUUCAACCAAAACUUCAAUAGCAGUUCUCAAUGGUCAAAAUGCAAAAAACAAUAGACUUAAUAUCGGAAAAACGGGUUCUGAUUCAUAUAAUAUGGACGAGCAAGCUGAUAUUCUCUUAUAUCGCAUAAAGAAUGAAGGACUCUGCGAUUGGAGUAAUGAUUGGAAGCUAAUUACAGUUUUUAUUGGAGCAAAUGAUUUGUGCGAUUUCUGUGAUGAAUCAAUGGAAUAUGAUCCACCACACUAUGUCGAACGGGUUCGUGGUGCACUUGAUAAAUUGUACUAUGCUAAUCUAUCUCGUACAUUGAUAAAUCUUGUACCCGUACUCAAUGUUAGCUUUUCAAAAGAACUUAAAGAUGGCAAUAUUGUCUGUGGACUUCUUCAAAAAUCUUCAUGCCCAUGUGCAGCAUAUCCUACGCAAGAACAAGAGAACAUAUUAAAGGACUGGAUUCCUGGAUAUCAAACAGGUCUUGAUGACCUAGUUAAGACACGUCGUUAUGAUGGUCGUGAUGAUUUCACUGUUGUUGUUCAACCAUUCUUCACUCACACUCAACCACCUCAAGAAAAAAAAGGAGGAAUUGAUUUUAGUUAUUUUGCUCCUGAUUGUUUCCAUUUGAGCGCCAAGGGUCAUGCAGUUGCAGCAUUAUCACUUUGGAAUAAUAUGUUCGAAGCAGUUGGUACGAAAAAAACUUCAUGGCAUGAAGGUGAACCAUUUGAAUGUCCUACGGAAGACCAUCCUUAUAUCUAUACAUGGAAAAAUUCGAUUUCAAAAUAG